AUUGGCGUUGACUCAUAGCGUUUCCACCGCUACGUCUCUACAAACACCUUGCCAAUCUGGCCUUACUACUACUUAUCGUCUUUAUCGUCAUCUUCUGCUCUUCGUCAUCAACUCUCUCUGUCGUCCGUCGAUUUCAAAAUGAUUGACUUGAUACAAGUUCGUUUUAUCAUGGGAGUUAUCGGGAGUGUUCUUACUAUUGUUCUCACUGGUGUUACAGUGCCUGCGGUGGUAAAGCUAGUGAACAAUAAAGCAGUGCCGAGAGAUAAGCCAUAUUAUCUUCUAGAUUCGGUGAUGCACUAUAUGUUGUGGGUUCUCUAUGGACUUCCCCUUCUUAACGAGAAUAGUAGUCUCUUCCUUUUAAUAACUGGUGGCUUCGGUUUGGGAGUUGAAGCUUUCCUUUUAACUUUCUUCUUCAUCAACUGCGGUGACGAGAAAAACCUCCGGAGGUACAUUGUGUCACGUCUUUUGGUUGAUAUCACUUGUGUAGUAGUGAUUGUUCUCAUUACGGUUUUCGCAAUUAAAAGUUCAUCUGCUAAACAAACGUUUGUUGGUGUUAUUUGCAAUAUCUCCUUCAUUAACGGUAUGCCUAAAUCUCACAUAAUUUCCCUCAUUAAAGCGCUGGAGCCGGAGAGUACCGAUGAGUAUAUACGGCCGUUUUAUGUACAGAAAGUGCUGGAGAUGGAGAGUACCGAUAAGUAUUUACCGCCGUUUUGGUUAACGUUCAUUGGUUUCCUCAACUAUAUAGCUUGGACUGCUUUCUCUUUGAUCGACAAAAUCGAUUUUUGCCUCCUUAUAAUCAAUUUUUAUGGAACAUUGGUGUCUGGUUCUCAGCUCUAUGCCUAUUACAAAUCUACUGCAAAGGUGAAAACGGACUAGAGACUCGAGAACAUCAUAAUAAGCAUUUUUUUUUUUCCUUUUCUUUUUCUCGCUUGAGUUAGAAAGAUGAUGCCAUGAUUCGAUGAUUACUCUCUUCGACUUUGAGUCAUAGUGGAAUCAUACUCGGAAAUUGUAUGACGACCAACUUAAACUUUGAAGAA
This is a messenger RNA of Camelina sativa (false flax), 1037 nucleotides long. Its product is annotated as bidirectional sugar transporter SWEET8-like. Gene Ontology annotation, cellular component: membrane. Lineage: Eukaryota; Viridiplantae; Streptophyta; Magnoliopsida; Brassicales; Brassicaceae. Gene Ontology annotation, biological process: carbohydrate transport. The record is from RefSeq and is a predicted model, not a curated record. Gene Ontology annotation, molecular function: sugar transmembrane transporter activity.